Molecule: messenger RNA, 1685 nt
Organism: Striga asiatica
Lineage: Eukaryota; Viridiplantae; Streptophyta; Magnoliopsida; Lamiales; Orobanchaceae
Source: the annotation of a GenBank genome assembly
AUGGAGGCGAAAUAUGCCUCUCUGUGGGACAAGUGGCUCGAAGAAGCACUCUCGAAGCUCGAAUCCCUCAAAGUUUUGAGAUCCCUAAGGCCAAUUCAGCUUCCCGGUCGAGUUGGCAUUCAAUCCACCUCCGGCGAUAGCUCUCGCGCGUAUCCUCACGAGCAGCUUCCAAUUUUUGACGGCCCAACAAAAGGAGACAGAGCUUCUGUUGAAGUGAACAUUUCUGAAUCCACAUUCCGGAAAUGGCUACACGAUGUUCCUAGCGAUGACAAUGAUAUCAUAUAUCAGAACAUAGAUGCUGAUGAUAAAGGAGACUCAACUGGUGGGAACCUUAGGAAGCUAAUCGUAUUCUCUGGAAAUGAUUAUUUGGGUUUGAGUUCACAUCCAAUGGCAGCUCAGGAUCACGGAAUGGGUCCAAGAGGUUCUGCUUUGAUCUGUGGUUACACUAAUUACCACAGGCUACUUGAAUCAUCACUCGCCAAUCUGAAAAGAAAAGAGGAUUGCCUUCUUUGUCCGACAGGCUUUUCAGCCAAUAUGGCCUUUAUGACAGCGCUUGGAAAUGUCGGUUUUCUGGUUGCCGGGGGGAAACCCUUGCAAGAUGAUAGGGUUGCCAUAUUUUCUGAUGAACUAAACCAUGCAUCGAUAAUCGAUGGCAUUCGACUUGCUGAGAAACAAGGAAAUGCUGUGGCAUUUGUUUACAAGCACUGUGAUAUGUCCCAUCUGGAUGCAUUGUUUUUCGUUCAUUUCGCCAGCCUGUUUAGCAUGGAUGGGGAUUUUGCACCGAUGACUGAGCUUGCAAAACUACGUAAGAAGCAUGGGUUUUUGUUCGUAAUUGACGAUGCUCACGCAACCUUUGUUUGUGGGAAGAAUGGUGGUGGGGCAGCCGAAAUGUUCAACUGCGAAAAUGAUGUCGACAUUUGCAUAGGCACUCUGAGUAAAGCUGCAGGAUGCCAUGGUGGAUUUAUUGCAUGCAGCAAGAAAUGGAAGCUGCUCAUCCAAUCCCGUGGAAGGUCCUUUAUAUUCUCGACUUCUACACCAGUGCCUGUUGCUGCUGCAGCCCACGCUGCCAUUGUUGUGGCAAAAGAAGAGGCAUGGCGUAGAGAGUCUAUUCAUAAACGGGUUCAGGAUUUUCGUGCUUUGACAGGGAUUCUUGUGGAAAGUCACAUCAUCUCAAUUGUCGUUGGGCGUGAGAAUAAGGCUCUGCAAGCUAGCCGGCAUCUUCUGAGAUUAGGUUUUCAUGUGACUGCAAUUAGACCUCCCACAGUACCACCAAACUCAUGCAGGUUAAGGAUAACUCUAAGUGCAGCACACACAAGAGAUGAUUUGAGAAAGCUCACAGAUGCACUUGCUGAGUGCAUCGAUGUUCGGGAGACUGAAGUUCAUGGAAGAAAUUGCUACCCCAAGCUCUAGUGUUUUAUUUUAUAGAUUAAAAAUAUUACUUCUUUGGGUUUGUCUCUUAGACUAUGUAAUGGAGAAACACCUUAUUGUAUUGGAAACUAUCUGAAUUUGAUAUGUAGUAAAGCCUUGGGUAAACAAGGCAAAAAUGAUGUGUACUCAUUGUAUGAGCAUUUACUGUCUUUUUGGUGAUUAGCUAUCCCCUAUUCAUCAUCUCCCCAUAUUCAUUCCUCACAAAAGCUGGCUGGACGUGUAAAGUUUCGAAAUUUGUUAUAUCAGGUAACUUUGGC